Messenger RNA from Bemisia tabaci, 2063 nucleotides. It is a transcript of the gene cnir, whose product is annotated as cornichon-like protein. The record is from RefSeq and is a predicted model, not a curated record. Gene Ontology annotation, biological process: vesicle-mediated transport. NCBI's taxonomy places the organism in Eukaryota, Metazoa, Arthropoda, Insecta, Hemiptera, Aleyrodidae.
UGUUUACAUUCAUAAUUAGGGUUAUGUUUUUUCUCCGCUCAAAGUUUGGACUUUUUCGGCAAAUUGUUCCGUGAAUUUGUCUAUUCUUAUCACUAAUUUAUUUUACCCGAAGUGUUUAUCAUUCUAGUCCACGUCUCUUUGCCCUUCUAAAUAAUGAGUGAAACACUUUUGUUCCUCUUUUCCUUAAUAGACACAGGAGCAAUUCUGUUCCUACUUGUUUACUUUGUCAUAACUUUAUCAGACUUAGAAUCUGACUACCUAAAUGCCCAACAAUGCUGUGCACAGUUAAAUAUUUGGGUGAUACCAAAGUUAGCAGCUCAUGUGGUGAUCUUCGUGUUAUUCAUCUUGUUCCAAUGUUGGUGGCUGGCGUUAGCAAACAUUCCGGUUUUAGCAUGGAUUUCUUAUGAGUUUUACUCCGUUCCUCCCGGUAAUACCGGUGUUUAUGACCCAACUGAGAUUCACAACCAUGGACAGCUUAGAAAAUAUAUGCGAGACUGCCUGAUAUCAAUAGGAUGGUAUUUAAUUGCUUUCUUCUGUUAUUUAUACUGUCUAAUUCUUUCUCUAAUCAAAGACAACCCUCUGGAGAAAGACGGUCUACCAUCUGAUCAUUAAAAUUGAAGACUUCACCACUGUAUCUCAUGUUAAUAUUAAUUUUUUACCUCCUAAGCUAAUGUUAUUACUCUUAAGCUUUAGUCAAUUUUGCACUCUCUCUUUCUGCCUCAACAAGUUAAUUUACUAAUUUGUUAUGAGUAUGCAGACAACAUGGCUAUGCCUUCACACAAUUUUGUAAACUGAUCGAUCUUUACCUCAAAUUUUAAAUAUUAUCAUUAUUUGAAACGUCUAUCUCCAACAUGGUUAUGUUUCAUACAAUCCUACCUGUAACCUUUCAGAAAAAAUGGUGAAUAUAAAAACUAAAUAUUCAUUGUGUUUUUAAAAUUUUUGUUUCCUUUUAUCUUUAUAUUUUAUCAUUUUAGUUGCCUACAAAAUUUGUAUUAGUAGGUACUUUCUCAAACUUUCAAUAAGCGGUGUGGAGUCCAUGUGUUUGCAAUGUACUAGAAAACAUUCAAAUUUUUUCGAUACGUUUUUUUAGAUUUUUCUGGUGAAAAUUUUAAAAAAUAAAAACAACCCUAUUAAAUUAUUGUCAUGCUGUAGACUGUUUUAUUCCUGCACACUCAAUUGGCCUAAUACAUUUUAGCACAUGUUGUACAAAAUUAAAACAAAUGCAGCAUGAUGCUUAGUUUUGUAAAUAAAAUUGUCCAGCCCUCUUCUUCAGUCCUGAUGAAAAUUUUGCUAAAGGCAUAGUUUCAAUGUUGUCAGUAAAUCUACCAAUCUUCUUGUUGAUUUGUAUGAAGUCUCAGGAUUGGUACUUCCGAUCGUUCCAACCAAAUAAUCUUCAUUUAUUCUAAUAUUCAGUGCUGCACGUAUAUUAAAACUUUACUUUAACUUGCCAUCAUAUUGAUGAUUUACUAAAAAAAAUUCUCGCCGGUGAAUCCUCUCAGAGAAGAGGAAAAUUCUCUCUUGAGGCAAUCUGAGCCAAAUUAAAGUGAUUCACAAAAUCUCUUACUUCAGGAACUAUAUUUAUUUGACUUCUAAUGCAGAAAAGAGACCAUUUUGGCCCGAAAUUCUUAACUGUCACUAAUUCUGACAAAAGGGUUCUGAUCUAGAUAGUGUCAUAACCUUCAGAAAAAAUCAUUAAAAUUUUGUUGAUAUUUCAUCAUUAAAAUGUUUUGGUACAGAGUUCUCAAAAAUAUUAUACCACUGGUUUGAUAUUCACUUUGAUCAGAAUUUCUGUCUUAACAUUUAUUUGAGCCUAUCUUGACACAGAAUUCAGCGCUUAGAAAAUUGAUUAAACAAUUUAUUUGAACUUGAAUGGGUCAAAUGCAGUCAUGCUUACAAAAAAUGUAAGUCUUAAGAGGAGAGUUUUGUGUGUACUGAUGUGUGUUCAGUAAGUUUCUCAGAUGUUGAGAAUUGAUGGUUUUUAACCUAAAAUGUACUUUUUCACCUUGGUUUUUGUAUUUUGUUUGAUUGAAAAGGUUGAUAAAGUUUUUUUCGAAAAAAAAAAA